AUGUUGUUGAAGUCGGUUGUUACCUCUGCUCUCCUGGCCAUCUUCGUGGGCUCGGAGACCGUUACGGCAUCCAAACAUGGUCGCUUUGCAGAGCGCGCCCGUGCUCCCUUGGAGAACGCCAAACGAACGGUAGAGGCUGCUCAUGCGAAACAUGUACGGACCGAAAAGGAUUUUCGGUUCGAAAGCAAGAAGACAGAGAAGUACUUGGUCAAUCACUUGCCCGAUGUGCCCUUCGACAUUGGUGAGAUGUACUCCGGUCUGAUGCCGAUCGACAUGAACAAUGCUUCCCGGGCGCUGUUUUUCAUCUUCCAACCAACAAUUGGAGAACCGGUGGAUGAAGUUACAAUAUGGCUGAAUGGCGGCCCUGGCUGCAGUUCCAUGGAGAGUUUCCUUCAGGAAACCGGCCGUUUCUUGUGGCAGCCUGGUACCUUUGCACCAGUGGAAAACCCCUAUUCCUGGGUGAACCUGACCAAUGUGCUAUGGGUCGAUCAGCCAGUGGGAACUGGCUAUUCAAUUGGUACACCCACUGCCACAAGCCAAGAGGAAACGGCACAGGAUUUUGUCAAGUUCUUCAGGAACUUCCAAAAGACAUUCGGAAUCAAGAACUUCAAGAUCUAUGUCACCGGCGAAAGUUACGCUGGUCGUUAUGUCCCUUAUAUCUCUGCCGCCAUGCUGGAUAAGAAUGACAAGGAGUAUUUUGAUCUGCACGGUGCCUUGGCCUAUGACCCCUGCAUUGGCCAGUUCGACUACGUCCAGGAGCAAGUACCCGUCGUGCCGCUCGUUCAGAACAACGCGAAUCUUUUCAACUUCAAUGAGUCCUUCAUGGACGAGCUUGAACACCUCCACAAAACCUGCGGAUACAGCGACUUCAUCGACAAAUACCUGACCUUCCCUCCACCCGAGGAGCAGCCCCCCAAGAUGUUCAACUACACCACUGACGGCAAGUGCGAUGUCUUUCACAUGGUGUACAACGAGAUCUUCAAACUCAAUCCCUGCUUCGACCUGUACGAAAUCAACCUGAUGUGUCCCUUGCUAUGGGAUGUACUGGCCUUUCCCACUUCGCUCGAUUACCAGGCUCCAGGCUCGACCGUCUACUUCGAUCGAAAGGACGUCAAGCGUGCCUUGCAUGCGCCUAACGUGACCUGGGCCGAGUGCUCAGCUGAGCCUGUGUUCGUGGGUGGCAGUUCCGGCCCUGAGCAAGAAGGUGAUACUUCUGCGAACCCCAUCGAAAAGGUCCUGCCCCAGGUCAUCGAGGCCACGAACCGUGUUCUCAUUAGCAAUGGCGACUAUGACAUGGUCAUCAUCACCAACGGCACACUGCUAGCUAUCCAGAACAUGACCUGGAAUGGUCACCUCGGCUUCCAGGAGGAGCCAGGAACUCCCAUCAACAUUGAAAUUCCCGACUUGAUGUAUAAGAGUGUCUUUGAGGAGAACGGCGCCCAGGGCCUGGACGGUCCCCAGGGUGUGAUGGGUAUUCAGCACUUCGAGCGUGGACUUAUGUGGGCCGAGACAUACAUGUCUGGUCACAUGCAGCCGCAGUAUCAGCCGCGUGUUUCUUACCGCCAUUUGGAGUGGCUGCUCAAUCGCACCGACUCGAUCUGA
This is a messenger RNA of Penicillium argentinense, 1602 nucleotides long. RefSeq names its product putative pheromone processing carboxypeptidase (Sxa2) (gene sxa2). Lineage: Eukaryota; Fungi; Ascomycota; Eurotiomycetes; Eurotiales; Aspergillaceae. Gene Ontology annotation, molecular function: serine-type carboxypeptidase activity. The transcript has 4 exons. The coding region runs from base 1 to 1602 and encodes 533 amino acids. Gene Ontology annotation, biological process: proteolysis. The record is from RefSeq and is a predicted model, not a curated record.